CUAGAUCCGUAACCGAUAGAGCGAGCUCUAGCCACGGAUCCGGAAAGAAAAUGAGCGCGAGCUAAGCUAUAGCUUGGUGUUGUUAUAGCAGCGACUAUGGCACACCAAUGGCGGUGACGUGGAGGUGUAUUUAGCACAUUGAAAUUAUUUGAGUUUAGACCAAGUUAUUUUAUAAAAAGCAAUUCAAAGCAGAUCAGUUCAACCUCAAACUAUUUUAUAAGGUGUAAUAAUAGAAUUAUCAAAGGAUAUGAUGAAAUUUAACUUUUAGUGAGAACAAAAAGUGGAUAUGUCCAAAUUAUAAACUUGCGCUCAUUUUAAGCUUACCAUAGAACAACAAACGAUGUCGUCGUGGUGUGCUAAAAAAAGUUCAGUUCUUCUGCCUGGCUUUGAAGUUGGUUUGAUUGAUGCGAAUGCGGGCUUUUACAGCUAUUAGUUAUCAGUGAGAGCCAGGAGUCUUUGACAAAGUCUAUACAAGGCCAAGAAUAUGGAGUUCAUGGGUGCAAACAUUACCGCUCUGGCAAGCUUGCUGAAAGAUGAAAAAGAAGAUGAAAGUGAUGAUGAACAGCUCUCGACACAGAAGGCUUCCAUUGGACCUGGUUCAAUAGGACCUCCAAAGAAACACCAACAAAGUAAAGCUGAUGUAGGUAAGAAAUCUAGCGAUACAAAGGAUAUCUGGGAUGCUGAAGCUGUUCCUGAAGGAUCAGAGUUUGAAGAUAUCUAUGACCCAAGACCAGAACCAGAAUAUGACAUCAUCUUCAAGCAAGCUGUUACCUCAGAGGAUAUGUUCCUUCAGAUGGGUAGAAAAACACAGGCCACUUCAUCAUGUGAAGAUCUUGUGGUCAAAAUAAAACUACCAGGAGUAAAUUAUGCAGAAGUUGAAUUAGAUGUUAAGGACAAGUUUCUUGAUUGCAGGACACCAAAUCACAAACUUGGUCUCCAUCUUCCUCAUCCUGUUGAUAGUAAGAAUGGUAAAGCCAAGUGGGAUGGAGAUAAAGAAAUGUUGACUGUUACCCUAAGGAUGACCAGGGAAUAUGACUUUGUCAAUUUCUGAUGAAGAAUCUUUGUAGACCUAUGAUGACAUUGAUCUCGGGAGGAUUAUAUCAUUUAGGAACUGAAUGUGGAGAGAUCCGAUUAAUUUCAGAUGACGGAAUAUGACUCCACUACAUUCUGAUGAAAUUAACCAUUUUGGACCUAUGAUAAUGAUGAUCUCAGAAGAAACAUUUCGAUUGAUUGAAAGUCUGUCAUUGUUUUUGGAUCAACUUCUAGCAGUUACUAAGGUGAAAAAUAUUAUUCCGUCCAUCUACAGCCACCAGGAACUUUCAUUUAUAUUUCCAAUCAUUCAACAGGGAGUGCAUUGUGUAGUACUUGAUUUGACGAUGCAUGUUGGUCAAUGAGCUUCAUUGAGAUGACUGAUUGCCUGCCUAGUUGACUAAUGAUACAUCUUACAUGUGAAGACAUCUAAGGAGAUACAUUCCAUUGACUGACUGGAAUAGUUAGGAAGAAAGAGACGAUUCAUCUAUCAUGUGUAGUAGUGAAUGAAACUUUCAAACUAGAAACAGGAUGCAGCAUGUUGCUGUGCAGAAAGUUUAAACUGAUAAAAUAUCUUUGAAUUUCUGUAGAACUCAUAUUAAUUUCCAUCGAAAUAUGAGGCAUUUGAGUAUUCUAUCAUAUUUUCUCACCCACUUGUCACUUAAUUGAUUUUCCACAAGGGAGGGGGGAGGGUUUGGUGUCUUGUAAGAACUGUUUUUAAUAAAUAUUUCCAUUAAAAUACAUAUAAUUCUGACAUGGAGGCGAUUAUUGAACUUUGGAUGUUUAAACCCUAUACGAAAUCAAUGGUAACCAAUGCUGUCCAGGGAAUUAUUUUUUCUGGUACAUAUACACAGUAUUGCAUUUCAAUAAGCUAUGUUUUCAAUAACUAUAGUACACCCAAUAUGUUGCUAUGAACUUGUGAAAUUGCUUAUAUUUAUUUUCCACUUCUACUAUUUACAUUUUAAAUGUAAAAUGAUUCCCUUCCAGUUUCUUUUUUUUUUCUAAAUUACAUGUAAUUAUAUGAAAUAAAUAUUACCUUUUUGUAAACUUUUUUAUCAUCGUAAUAUUAGAAUGCAUAUUGAUAUUUAUUAAAUUUUAAAAAACCA
Messenger RNA from Lytechinus pictus (painted urchin), 2135 nucleotides. RefSeq names its product dynein axonemal assembly factor 6-like. Bases 485 to 1051 code for a protein of 188 amino acids. Gene Ontology annotation, biological process: axonemal dynein complex assembly. Gene Ontology annotation, molecular function: dynein intermediate chain binding; protein-folding chaperone binding. The transcript is spliced from 7 exons. Lineage: Eukaryota; Metazoa; Echinodermata; Echinoidea; Temnopleuroida; Toxopneustidae. The record is from RefSeq and is a predicted model, not a curated record. Gene Ontology annotation, cellular component: cytoplasm.